This is a messenger RNA of Trichomycterus rosablanca, 2329 nucleotides long. RefSeq lists its product as uncharacterized. Lineage: Eukaryota; Metazoa; Chordata; Actinopteri; Siluriformes; Trichomycteridae. The transcript has 6 exons. Bases 101 to 1057 code for a protein of 318 amino acids. Gene Ontology annotation, molecular function: hydrolase activity, hydrolyzing N-glycosyl compounds. The record is from RefSeq and is a predicted model, not a curated record.
AAGAUUACAGACAAAGAAUCAGCUACUACUGGCUUUCCAGUAACCACUCAACCUCAAGAAAACAUCUACUGUGCUUAAGUCGAGCUAGUUAGAAAUCAACAUGGUGAAGAAGUUGAUUGUAGACGUAGACUGCGGAGUGGACGAUGCCCAAGCCAUCAUGAUGGCUUUGGCUGUUCCAGACGUGCAGAUCCUUGGUAUCACCUGUGUUCAUGGCAACACUUCUGUAGAAAAUGUCUGCAAAAAUGCCCUGCGUGUCUUAAAAGCUUGUGAGCGGAUGGAGAUUCCUGUCUUUAUGGGAGCAUCAAAACCACUUCUGGGGAAUGUCAUAAGUGCUUCACAUUUUCAUGGACAGGAUGGACUUGGUGAUGCUCCAGACCCAGAUGCCCCUAGUCUGGAACUAGCUCAAGAAGAAGGAGCUGUGUCUGCCAUUAUUCGAUUAGUCAAUGCACAUUCUGGAGAGGUAUCUAUAGUGGCUACAGCUCCACUGACAAACUUGGCAUUGGCAUUAAGGUUGGAUCCUGCUUUGCCAGAGAAGCUCAAAGGCCUUUACAUCAUGGGAGGAAACACAGAUUCUAGGGGAAACACUACUGUGUGUGGAGAGUUCAACUUUGCAGCAGAUCCUGAAGCAGCUUAUGUUGUACUAAAUGAGUACCAGUGCCCAACCUACAUCGCCAGUUGGGAGUUCACCUGCCGCAGUAAAUUACCCUGGAAAUACUGUGAUGCCUGGCUGGCUCAAGACACAAAUAAAGCACGGUUCAUGAAGAGUAUUUUCCAACACAGUAUAGACAGCUGCCACAGUGAGAGGAUUGAAAAAGAACUGGUAGACGGACAGGGGUUUAUCUCCUGCGAUUCUUACGCCAUGGCAGCUGCCAUUGAUAAUUCAUACAUUAUUGAGAGUGAACAAAAAGCUGUGACUGUGGAGCUCACAGGUACACAUUGCCGGGGCAUGAUGGUAGUGGAUCAUCUCGAUAUUCUCCAGAAAACUCAUAAAGCUCACAUUAUGAAGAGGGUGGACUUGGAGAGGUUUAAGGAGCUAAUGAUGAAUGCUUUGAAGUAAAUAUAUUUACUAAAAAUGAUAUAUCUUGUUAUAAAUCAAGUAAAUCACCUUGUGUAUUGGGUACAAAAAGUAUUCAUUAACCAAAACUCAAUUUAGAAAUAAUAUUGAAUUGAAUUAAUGAUGGAUGCCAGUAAUUAGCAUGUUUUUUAUACUAAUUAGGUUUUGAGUACUAAAUGUAUGCUCUAGUUUUAUGUAAUAUUAUUAAAUAUUUUACUGUUUUUUAUUCUAAAAUGUGUACAUGAUAUCCUGGGAAAAAAUAAAAUAGGGAUCAAAUAAAGACACAGGGUGAUGACUUUUUAAUGUAGACAAAAUGACAACAAUUAAACAACAGUAUUUAUAAAACUUUAGUGGUGCAUUAUAGUACGUUGUUGAUUAAAGCUCAUAUUUACAGAUAAACACAAGUCUCAUCAUCUAUUCAGAUCCAGCUCUGGCUCCUUGUAGUACAGUCCACUUAGUAGCCUUUUCUGCCUCUGAAUCGGGACCGUGUGUCCAGCUACAACAUUAAAACCACAAAGUCAAAAUAUUUAGCAACAGAUUAUAUAUUGGAAAUAUAGUGUGGAAAACCUAAACAGUUAUCUUCAGCCUUGUUACUUAUCUACAGGUUAUGGGCUUAACAACAUCUAAUAGAUCAGACAUGCUAUCAGUUGUGUAUUCAUUAUGUUAGUCAGGUUAUUUAUAAGCCUUUUGACAUACAUUCAGUGUGUAAUGACAAACACAACUUUUGUUAAAGUUUAAAGUGAUUUCUGGUUGAUUUUUGUUAGUAAUGAAUUGUGUUCACCCAACAUGAAAAUCCUUAUGCUCUUCACUACCAUAAUAGCACAACAUUAUGUAACAUGAGUGCUGCUAAAAUGGACAAUUUUAUAACAUACCCAAAUACUUAAUUGUUUAUUCAUAAUAAUGCACUCCAUAAAUUUCAGAUAAUAACACAGGUUGGGCAGCGUGGUGGCUCAGUGGGUAGCACUGUCGCCUCACAGCAAGAAGGUAUUGGGUUUGAUUCCCAGGUGGAGCGGUCCGGGUCAUUUCUGUGUGGAGUUUGCAUGUUCUCCCCAUAUCUGUGUGGGUUUCCUCUGGGAGUUCUGGUUUCCUCCCACAGUCCAAAGACAUGCAAGUGAGGUGAAUUGGAGAUACAAAAUUGUCCAUGACUGUGUUUGACAUCAAACAUGAGAAUUGAUUAAUCUUGUGUAAAGAGUAACUACCUGUUCUGUCAUGAAUGUAACCAAAGUGUGUAAAACAUGAUGUUAAAAUCCUAAUAAAUUAAUAAAUAUAACCACA